Molecule: messenger RNA, 988 nt
Organism: Owenia fusiformis
Lineage: Eukaryota; Metazoa; Annelida; Polychaeta; Sabellida; Oweniidae
Source: the annotation of a GenBank genome assembly
AUGCUAUUGAAGGUUAUAUUUGAAAUAAAUAAACAAUUUAGUCUACCUGAUUCGAAUGGAUAUACCGGAAAAGAGAUUCUUGAUGUUAUAAAAGACAAGAAAUUUACAAAAGCUUUGACUAAAAUUGCUGGAUCAAUAGCGCCAUUCCUUGGUGCAUUGGGACCAUUCGUUAGUCUUAUUAUGGCCUUCAUUCCAAUGGGAGAUUCCGCAGAGUUAGCGUUCAUGAAAGAGAUGAUGAAAAAGAUUGACAACAGAUUCGAUCAAAUGGAUUCCCGCUUCGAUGACAUUGAACGCUUGGUUGAUUGGACAAAGGUAGCAGUGAACUUCGGGCAGAUUGAGCAAAGGAUCAUGGCGAUGGGUGAACAAUACAGGGAUCUCUAUACCAGUACAGCACCGGCUUCAAAUAAAAGCUACAUAUUCAUCAUGAACUAUGAAAACGAUUAUCAGAACAGUGGGUUAAAAUUAUAUCAGGCAAUAGUUAAUCCACAAGGCGAGUUUCAGGAGAAUCUUGGUCAAUCAAUCAUGCGCUACACCAAAAAUGACCGAAACAAGACGCAAGGGUUUCUUCUUGGUGUUAUGCGACUCAUAUUACAAGCAGUAAAGAUAGAAAUUGCCUAUUUGACUGUACUGUGCAGGGAUUCGAAACGAUUGCAAAAGAAAGGGCGGAUAAGUGGAAAGAAAGGAUUCUACAAGUGAAAUCUAUUUACGAGCAGAUGGACGAGGCUGUUAAAGAUAACUAUCAUGUCCAGUCGAAAAUUGAUAUCAAAAAGCUUGCUGUCGACAGUUAUGGGAUGGCUAACAAACAAUUUGCUAUUAACGUAUACAAAAUGUUAACGGAGAAAUAUUACUGGCGCAGCUGGUUUGUAGUUAUUUACGAUCCGAUAACUGGAUCGGGAGUGCAUCAGGUGAGCGCAUGUGAUGGACAUAUUCUAUUUCGAGAACAAGGACGAAAUAUUGUGGUUGCAAGCAUAAUUAAGAAUCAAAAUGG